UAAUCGCAAACCCCGCCCCUCUGGCCAGAAACCAGGAUUGUGCCGACUAUAGUGAGCAAGGUACCCCCUCCUUCCUCUCCCCUCCCUUCUCCCCUGUCCCCCUUCACGGCUGGCUGCAGCUGGCCGAGGAGGCCCUGAUUAAGGAGGAGGGGACAGUGCUCACAAGUCUAGGCAGGUAAGUGAAUGUCCCUGGAGGCAGAGCUUGGCUUGGGGACCCUGGCUACCUGGCUCCCUGCUCUUCUGGGACCCAGAAGUUGGGGCCCCCAAACCCAAGAGUCCAGGACCGCUGCCCCCUCCCCCAACUCCUGGACCCCAGGAUACAGGCCUCUGGUUUUACCUCUUCUAUAAUCUUUGAUUCUGUGGCUGAAUGUGGCAAUGGGCACAGAGAGGUGGAUAUACAUGGAAAUUACCAGGAAGAAGGAAUCCCUAUCAAUGGACAUGUUUAUGAGCUCUUACUUUGUGCCAAAACCCAUGCUGGGGGCUGCAGACACAGCAGAAAAAAAGAUAAACUCCUGGCUCUGGUUUCUGGAGGGACACUGCCUUUGCUGAAAUCCUGCCUCUGAAUCUUGCAAACUGUAUGAACUUGGGCAAGUUCUUUUACUUCUCUGUGCCUCAGUUUCCUCCUGUAUCAAAUGGAGAUAAUAAUAGCACUGUGGUGAAAAUGAAACUGAGUUGAUAAAGGUAAAUGACCUUGAACAGUGCCUGGUCCAGGAUACAGGCCACUGUCCACAAAAUAUGAGGAGCCACCCCUCUGUGCUGCUGCUGUACCUGGGAUUGACCACCUGCCUGGACACCUCACCCAGUGGGGAGCAAGACCAAGAAGUCUUCCUGGACUCCCCAGAGGCCCAGAGCUUCCUGGGCAGCCGUAGGCGGAUUCCACGAGCCAACCACUGGGACCUGGAGCUGUUCACGCCAGGGAACCUGGAACGGGAGUGUCAAGAGGAGAGGUGUUCCUGGGAAGAGGCACGGGAGUACUUUGAGGACAAUACUCUGACGGAGCGCUUUUGGGAGAACUACAUCUACAAUGGCAAAGGAGGACGUGGACGAGUGGACGUAGCAAGCAUGGCUGUGGGACUGACAGUGGGCAUCCUGCUCAUGGUCCUGGCCAGCCUGGGAGCCUUUUGGUAUCUGCAUUGCCGUCAGGACCGAGGCCAGCAGCCCUGUCCUCAAGAGGCCGAGCUCAUCAGCCCCCUGAGCUCUCUGAGCCCGCCGACGCCCCUGCCUCUACCUCCACCCCCACCCCCGGGCCUCCCCACCUACGAGCAGGCGCUGUUGGCCCCUGGGGUGCACGACGCACCACCGCCUCCCUACGCCAGCCUCAGGAGGCCGCGCUGAAGAGCUGUUUCGGAGCCGGGGUUCUCCGCACCGUGCCCCAGAUUCACACCGGAUUCCGGAAACCCCCAGGCCUCUUGAACUCCGGAGCUGAGCUUGGAGGGGUGAUGGCAGUAG
Balaenoptera musculus (blue whale) is the source of this 1449-nucleotide messenger RNA. It is a transcript of the gene PRRG2, whose product is annotated as proline rich and Gla domain 2. Gene Ontology annotation, cellular component: extracellular region. Bases 736 to 1335 code for a protein of 199 amino acids. Gene Ontology annotation, molecular function: calcium ion binding. The transcript has 7 exons. NCBI's taxonomy places the organism in Eukaryota, Metazoa, Chordata, Mammalia, Artiodactyla, Balaenopteridae. The record is from RefSeq and is a predicted model, not a curated record.